AUGCAGCCAGCCGGGGAGCGUCUCAACUUCUGGGAACUACUGGCGGUGGUUCGUCUGUUUGGCAAUUGCGUCGACAUCAGGACGUCCGUCCUCCUCGACGGUGGCAUAUUCUGUGCUAGUGGCACGACAGCAGCCUACAAGUCGUCUAUUGUGCAAGACCCGACGUUCCAGUCCUACUUCCUUACUGAAACGUUUUUGGGAUCGAAAGUGCAUGCUGGUGACGACCAGUCCAUCAGCUUCUGGCUUUGUCAGCAGGGGCGGUAUCCCUACACAGCCCAAUACGAGUUCAUGUGGUGCGUCGAGACAUUCACGCCUGUUUGGGAAGCAAUCUGCAUUGCUGGAGUGGAAAGUCCUCGACGGAAGCUACUGCUUCUCGUCAUCAUCGCAGCCAGUCGACUUGUCCGCUACAUUCCCGAUGUCAUCCACGACUGGAAAAGAAUGGCUCUCUUGCCCAUGAUCACGAUAUACCUCUAUAUUUUGGAGCUGGUGAAGAUCCACGCCUUGCUGACCUUGUCCGUUGUAAGCCAGCUCCGUCUUCUACAAAGGUAG
Diaporthe citri is the source of this 549-nucleotide messenger RNA. RefSeq lists its product as uncharacterized. Bases 1 to 549 code for a protein of 182 amino acids. The transcript is spliced from 3 exons. NCBI's taxonomy places the organism in Eukaryota, Fungi, Ascomycota, Sordariomycetes, Diaporthales, Diaporthaceae. The record is from RefSeq and is a predicted model, not a curated record.